CAUAUAUAAAUCGACUCAGUUUUUAACGCUGAUUCCGAAUCUGAUAUUAGUUUUGAACCAAAUCGUAGCUUUCUAACAAAACAUCGCCUGAAAAAGGUCUCAAAAUGCACAAAAACUGCAUGCAGAAAGCAAAUUGCCUAGAUAUGUCUCAGUUGAUAAAAAACAAAGUGAAUAUACCUCUUCACUUUUUGAAGUACACAUAACACUCGGAUUUAAAUCCGAUGUUUUCGCAUUUAUUUUUUCUUUAUAUUUAGUCUCAAGUAGAACAAUUAAGAUAUGCUUUAGAACAAUUUAAUGAACAAUAUAUGCAAAUAGUAGAGUUUAAAUGGUUUCUUACGUCGAACGGUUUUCGACAAUUAUUAGCUUUACUUGGUCGAAAUCAACAAGGCAUUGGAACAAGUUCACUUGCUAUUUGGGUUAAAAAUUGUGAAGCUUUAUCUAUAUCUCAACAAGCAGUUGCAGCAGCAGCAGCAAGUAGCGAUGUGUCACAAUUUAUUGAUGCAAUUUAUACUAAAAUAGAUGAUGUUUCUGGUGAAUUUAUUGAUUGUGAAGGAAGUGGAUUAUUUAAAUUACAAAGUUGUUUAAAUCAUAGUUGCGAUGCUAAUGCUGAAAUACAAUAUCAACAUAAUAAUUCAACAUUAUCUGUCGUUGCAACACGAUUAAUAUCGAAUAAUGAAGAAAUUACAAUAAAUUAUUUAUCUGAAUGCGAUCGAAAUCGUUCAAGACAUUCAAGACAAAAACUUCUUCAAGAGAACUACUUGUUUCUAUGUCAAUGCAAUCGAUGUAUAUCGGAAAGUUCUGAACCCGAUGAAACAAGUGAAGAAGAAAGUGAAAAUGAAAUGGAAGAAGAUUGA
Molecule: messenger RNA, 854 nt
Organism: Rotaria sp. Silwood2
Lineage: Eukaryota; Metazoa; Rotifera; Eurotatoria; Philodinida; Philodinidae
Source: the annotation of a GenBank genome assembly